Melopsittacus undulatus (budgerigar) is the source of this 5105-nucleotide messenger RNA. It is a transcript of the gene P4HA1, whose product is annotated as prolyl 4-hydroxylase subunit alpha 1. Gene Ontology annotation, molecular function: procollagen-proline 4-dioxygenase activity; L-ascorbic acid binding; iron ion binding. Gene Ontology annotation, biological process: peptidyl-proline hydroxylation to 4-hydroxy-L-proline. Gene Ontology annotation, cellular component: endoplasmic reticulum. The transcript has 15 exons. The record is from RefSeq and is a predicted model, not a curated record. NCBI's taxonomy places the organism in Eukaryota, Metazoa, Chordata, Aves, Psittaciformes, Psittaculidae. Bases 136 to 1758 code for a protein of 540 amino acids.
CUAUAAAAGCUUCCGCGGGGCCGUGCGCGCGCGGCCGGUUAAGUCCGCGGGUGGCUCGUGUCCGUCCGUUACCGGUGCUGCCGCCCCUCAGCGCCGCGUCAGCCGCCUCCGCCAACGGCCGCUUCGCUCAGGUACAUGGUAACAGCUAUGGCAUUCAACAAGAUGUGGUAUACUGUAGCCCUUGGACUUCUGCUGCCUUUCUCUUAUGCCCAUACGGACUUCUUCACUUCCAUUGGUCAUAUGACAGACUUAAUUAAUACAGAAAAAGAUCUGGUGGUGUCACUGAAAGAUUAUAUCAAGGCAGAAGAAAGCAAGCUGGAACAGAUAAAAAAAUGGGCAGAAAAAUUGGAUCAGUUGACAGAUACUGCUACAAAAGACCCGGAGGGGUUUCUGGGACAUCCUGUAAAUGCAUUCAAAUUGAUGAAACGGCUUAACACAGAAUGGGGUGAGCUGGAGAAUCUGGUUCUGAAGGACAUGUCAGACGGCUUUAUCUCCAACAUGACUAUCCAGCGGCAGUUUUUCCCAAAUGAUGAAGAUCAGACUGGCGCAGCAAAAGCCCUCUUGCGGCUUCAAGAUACAUAUAAUUUGGAUACAGAUACCCUCUCAAGAGGAAAUCUUCCAGGUGUGAAGCACAAAUCCUUUUUAACAGCUGAAGAUUGCUUUGAGCUGGGAAAGAUUGCCUACACUGAAGCUGAUUACUACCACACCGAGCUCUGGAUGGAACAAGCUUUGAAACAGUUGGAUGAAGGAGAAGUAUCUUCUGCAGAUAAAGCCUACAUUCUGGACUACCUGAGUUAUGCCGUGUAUCAGCAGGGGGAUCUGGGCAAAGCCAUGAUGCUCACCAAACGCCUUCUGGAACUGGAUCCUGAACAUCAAAGAGCAAAUGGGAACAUGAAAUAUUUUGAAUAUAUAAUGGCAAAAGAAAAGGAAGCAAAUAAGUCCAGUACAGAUUCAGAAGACCAAAUGGAGAAGGAAACUGAGGUUAAGAAAAAGGAUUACCUGCCUGAGAGAAGGAAGUACGAAAUGCUGUGCCGUGGGGAGGGUCUCAAAAUGACUCCUCGGAGACAAAAAAGACUCUUCUGCCGCUACUAUGAUGGAAACAGGAAUCCUAGAUACAUUCUGGGGCCUGUCAAACAGGAAGAUGAGUGGGACAAACCUCGAAUUGUUCGCUUCCUUGAUAUCAUCUCUGAUGAAGAGAUCGAAACUGUGAAGGAACUAGCAAAGCCAAGGCUGAGCCGUGCUACUGUUCAUGACCCUGAGACUGGGAAACUGACCACAGCCCAUUACAGAGUCUCUAAGAGUGCUUGGUUGUCUGGAUACGAAAGCCCUGUGGUAUCUCGCAUUAACACAAGGAUACAGGACCUAACAGGACUUGAUGUCUCCACAGCAGAGGAACUACAGGUGGCAAAUUAUGGAGUGGGAGGACAGUAUGAACCCCACUUUGACUUUGCACGGAAAGAUGAGCCAGAUGCUUUUAAGGAACUGGGAACAGGCAACAGAAUUGCUACUUGGUUGUUUUAUAUGAGCGAUGUGUCAGCAGGGGGAGCUACUGUCUUCCCUGAAGUUGGAGCUAGUGUGUGGCCUAAAAAGGGAACAGCUGUAUUCUGGUACAAUCUUUUUCCAAGCGGAGAAGGAGAUUACAGCACACGGCAUGCCGCCUGCCCAGUACUAGUUGGAAACAAAUGGGUAUCCAAUAAAUGGCUCCAUGAGCGGGGACAGGAAUUCCGAAGGCCGUGCACUUUAUCAGAGUUGGAAUGAUGCAGACGUGUCCUUUGGCUCUUCUGUAUUCAGUCUGUAAAAUGCACACAUCUCCUACAGUUUACAAUUGACUAACACUCCACUCCAGGUUCAGUCUUCAACUACACCGGUGUUUCAUCUGUGGACAAAACAAAUAUGUUUUUAGUUCCCUUAAAAUAGCCCCCCCCUUAAGGUUUUAUGAACAGAAUAUAUUAAGGUCUAUGAGUGGUACAAAAAGAAAAGAAAAAAAAAGAUGAAAUAGAGAUCUGUGCCCCAGCCAGUAGUGGUGUUGUAUGUGGUGUUCCCUUCACCAGCACUCCUCUGAUCAGCAUGGAAAGCCAGUGACUGUUUGCUCAGAGUCCUACUCUGUUGAUCUUCUAAGGGUGGGAUGGUUUAAUGGGAGAGCUCCUUUCUAAGGAGGGCUGAAUUAAACCAGUUUGUAUUCCUCAAUUCCCAGACAUUCAACUCCUUGCUUUUCUAGAGUGCCUGACCACUGCUGUUGAGAACUGCAGGCAUGGUUUGUGUUUAUCCAGGAACAGGUUAUUACUUUGGUUUAGCGUGGUUUUCCACUUCCACAAAAGCCCCGUUUUUUUAAGCUUUCUUCCUUCUCAGCUUCUGUGGGGAAUUUGGCAGCUGCACACACAUAGAUGAGAUGCUUCAGCAGUGAUGUCUCAAACACAUGCCUGCAUCUUCCCUCCAUUCUUCUUUAUUUUUUAUAUGUUUGUCCACAUAAAGAAAUGCUGCUUUUAUUCUGUCUUAGUAGUAAACUUUUACAUCUGUUCCUCGCGCAGUGGGGAUGGGAAUGUUACCAUCUUCAUGAAUCAAAAUAGUUGUGCCUUAGCACACUGGAAUUUUUAAUUGGUUUGAGACUUCAGGUGAUGAGGUAGGUAACACAUGGUCACCCAGAAUAGAAUACAGUGCUCUCCACACUCAUCCUCCCAUUUCUCAAGGCUUUGUGGGAAAUACAUGGCCCUAUUUAUAUUUAGAUGCUUUUUAUUCCACAAAUGUUUUUCCCACUGCAGAUGCUGAAUGCAGGCCACUGCUGUGACAUGCCUUUAGUCACAAGGCAGCUGCUUGCAUGGGAUGCCAUAGAUUGUGCCUGCUCUGGGUGGUUUGGUAUUGCUCACCUUGCAGAGACUGCCUCCACUGCAUCCACAUGAGUGUCCUCACUGGAAGAACUCACAGAGUGACUGCCAGCGACCUUAGUUUGUGAUGACUCAUCCUUACACUGAGAUGAAUUUGAAACUUCUGAGGGAGACUGGGUUGUGGCUGCUAUAGCUGUUGAACUUCUGCACAUCAGAUUCCUGUGGGAACAGUAACUGCUGUCCCCAUAUACCUCCCAGCACAGGGAGAGCUAAACAGGAUGGGUUGAGGCUUGCUUUCCUAAGCCCUUUCUCUUCAAGAGCAGGGGUUUUGGCAAAAUGUCUAAAUACUCCACUAACAUGAGGAUAAGAAGCCAAGUGAGUGGGACCAGCCAUACCUGAACAAUCAGAUUUUCUGUAUGAUGGUGGUUUUGCUGAUUUAGGGGUGAAGCCUGAAGUCUUUACCAAGGAAUAAAUUCCAGUGUCAGCUAAUUGGAUUUUCUGCCUCAAUACAAUCUUGAAAAUUGAGCCAAAAGGUAGAUGGAACCAACUGUUAGCGUGUUAGAAAUACCUCGGGAAUAUUGAGAAUGCAGUUUAAGGUACUAGAGUUUGAGAAACUGCAUACUUUGAGAAGACACUUUAAAACCUUUGCUGGAAAACACAUUGUCAGAUUUCUACUGAGCCUGUUAGGCAUGGGACCUAUGGAACUGCUUAUCCUUAGCCCUGCACCUUCUUGCAUUUCACCUGUGCUUUUGGCAGGUGUGAAACAGAGUCCAUCCAGCACUUAAGCAAACAAAUAAAAAUUAAAAUCAGAAAUAGUUCCACCUCAUGUCUGUACUUCUCUCUCAUAUUCAGAAUAGCUGGUACACCAGAGCAGUCUGAUACAAAUAGAUUCACUGAAGAAAUGGGUUAUCAGAGCGUAUUUUGAUCACUGAAUUGUAAUAAUUAAAAAAACAACCCUGUAACGUUUCUACUUUCCUGAAUUUUCUGUCUUUGACAUAGUGUCACCCCUGUUCCUGUCCAUGGUCUCUUCUUUCCCCUAUUUUUUACUUAUGCUCCAAACAAAUGUAACCACAGCUGCAGGUGAGUCUUGCCACUUUCCUGCAAGAAGAACAGUAGAGCAGGCAGCGAGGUGUUGGGAGUCUGACCUUCGGGGGCUCAUUUUCAUGCUGUAGCUCCAAAGCAUCUAUAACUGCUUUUGGAAAAGCCAGUCCUGCAAGUUAAGGAGCACAAAAAAAUCCAUGUAUUGCCACUGUGACCACAUUUAGAAAACCUCUGGUUUUGCCAUCACAUAAAAGAAUUUUUGUUUCCUUCCUAAAGUGAGCAGAGGAGUUACUUGACCAUAAAAAUAAUGAAAAGUUAAAAAUUGCAGAGUUUACCUGAGGUAAGCAAGAAAUACUACAUUGAAAGUGUCACUGUGACUGCUUUAGGUGCUACGGGAGUAGAAGAAACACUGUGGCCUCCUGGAUGUUGAGUGAAAAAAGGAAUGGUUGAACCACAAAGAAAUCACAGGUUUAUUAUAUUAAGCAGUGGGGUUUUUUCCUCCCAUCUCUCUUAAACUGGCACUAAAACCUGAAAAGCUUGAGAGAAGCUGUGCAACCUCUGGGGCAACUGAAUCAAUGGUUCCUUCCCUCACCUCAGCCAUCAGCAAGUACCUCCAGUCUUAAACAGCAUUUUAGGAAUGGUCUCUAGGAAGCAUUGCCUGGGGAGUAAAAAUGGUUUAGACUCAGAAUCAACUAGGUUGGAAAAGACCUUUAAGAUCAUCAAGUCCAACCUUCAGUGUGUCACUUUUUAAACCAUUGAACUACUCGAUAAUCUGCAGUUCUCUGGGGAAGAAAAAUUGUUGCCUUUGAUGGGGGAAACUUUCCUUGGUUUAAAAAGAAAUAAAACUCCCCCAAAACUAAAACUCCAGCCUGCUGAGGCACGUCAGGCUGAAAUGUGCCAGAUCAUUGGAAGAGAAAGGGUACACUUAAUGGUUUUAAACGAGAGACAAUCCCAUUUCCUCCUUCACUGCAGUAGUAUUCACACACUCAACACUGUGUAAGGGAUUACAGGUGGGGCUGCAGCUUUCUCCCUUACCCCUUCAUUUCUCAAAGGGCUUUUGGAUUAAGAGCAUGGCUCCUGUGUGACUCUAGUUUUGUAUUAAAGAUGACUGAAAACUGGCUCACAGUGACUGACAACUGAGAAACUGCCUUACUGUUAAAUUUUUGUGUAAUUAAAUUUUUAAUGUAAAAAAAAGGGCUUAAAAUAAAAGCCACUGCCAGUAGCAGUGAAAAAUCCUCCACA